UAAUUCAUACACAUAUUUAUACGUAUACACAUUAAGUCAGAGUUGAUAGAAUAAUACUGUAUGAUAAUUAUUGAAUUUCACGUGAUGGAGUCUAAUCUUUUCUCUUUUUCACAAAAUAAACUCUUGCAUUAUUGUGAUGUGAUACUCAACACAACUCCAAGAAAGUUCCUAUAUCUCUCUCAAUAUUUGGCAUAUAUACUAAAGUUUUCACUAUCCAUAAUUCAUCACUAAAUGCAUACACUAAGCACACGAGCACUGAUCAAAUAAAUUAAAUAGCAAUGGGUGCUAAGCUUACUGUUAUAGAAAAUAGGUGCAACGAUGAUAUUGAAAUUAGAGUUUGGGUUCCUCCGGCUCGACCCGACAAAUUUCAAAGCAUAAUUAGAAUUGAAGCAAAUGGUGGAUGGAAGGAAGUGAAUUCCAAGAAUUUCAUCCAUCGAGACGCUACAAUUCUUAAUGAUGAUGAUGAAGAAGAAUUUGUAUCGUCUACGUUGUUAAUGAUUUAUAUUGAUGGUGUUUAUACAGGAUAUUACUUUCUUCCAAUUCACUUAGUAAAAUAUGCGAAAGUCAUCUGCGACAUAAAUGAAGAUGGACUUUUUGCUGUUCAAGGAAUCAAACCAACAUUCCAUUUUUGUAGAUUCAAGGGUUGUGCCUUUUUUCCUUAUCUCAGAGGAAACAAAAAGGAGAUGAUUUGAACCUGCAGUAUUUAUGUUUGGUAUUUUGAAUGGAUGGAAUGCACAAAUUCAGAAAUAUGAAGUUUUGAUGAUAGACAAAGAUACUGAAGAAUCAUAAAUUGAAGUGAAGUGUGUUUUCUUCCCGAUGUAACUGAUGUUGUUCUAGGGUUAUUAUUGAAUUAUAAUAAUUCCUAAAUUGAAAUGAUCGAGUAAUUGAAGUUGUGAGGUUUGUAACAAGAAGAAAAUUGAUCUUCUUGGAGAUUAUCCUUUGUAAUCUUAAAUCGCUCUUGAAUUUAGUGAAAUUUGAUUGUUGAAAUCCUA
Solanum tuberosum (potato) is the source of this 992-nucleotide messenger RNA. RefSeq lists its product as uncharacterized. The transcript is spliced from 2 exons. Bases 279 to 692 code for a protein of 137 amino acids. Lineage: Eukaryota; Viridiplantae; Streptophyta; Magnoliopsida; Solanales; Solanaceae. The record is from RefSeq and is a predicted model, not a curated record.